Messenger RNA from Trichoplax adhaerens, 1269 nucleotides. RefSeq lists its product as uncharacterized. Gene Ontology annotation, molecular function: GDP phosphatase activity; UDP phosphatase activity. Gene Ontology annotation, biological process: nucleoside diphosphate catabolic process. The transcript is spliced from 14 exons. The coding region runs from base 1 to 1269 and encodes 422 amino acids. The record is from RefSeq and is a predicted model, not a curated record. Gene Ontology annotation, cellular component: membrane. Lineage: Eukaryota; Metazoa; Placozoa; Uniplacotomia; Trichoplacea; Trichoplacidae.
AUGGCCAUCGGUGCUGUAUUUUUGAUAGUCUUAAUUUACUACGCUCGAGGGGGAGAUGCUGCCUCGUCGUUUGAUCCCGAUUCACCGUUAUCCAGCUUGAAAUCGACCACUGCCUUGAACGGUGAUAGGCAUAUUUAUGCUGCUAUGUUAGAUGCUGGAAGUACGGGUAGUCGGAUUCACAUUUAUCACUUUGCUAAAAGUGAACAAGGCAUUUUAAGAUUAAUUGAUGAAUACUUUAAGGAAAAUCAACCUGGUAUUGGUGCUUUUGCUAAUAAUUCAGAAAAGGCCGGUGAAAAAAUUCAAGCUUUGCUCGAUAGUGGAAUGCCUAAAAUUCCGAAAGGCCAAGUCUCAUCAUGUCUUAUCAACUUAUUUGCAACUGCUGGAUUGAGACGAUUACCGGAAAAACAGUCCAACGCUUUAUUAGAUACGGUAUGCAAAUAUUGUGGUCAGCAUAUUAUAUCGAUUCGUGAAGUCAUUAAGAAAUCACCCUUUAAGAAGCCUAAAAGCUAUGUUUCUAUACUUAGUGGAGAUAAUGAAGGUAUCUAUGCUUGGCAGACGCUAAAUUUCUUAACAGGUACACUGAAUAGCUCCAAUACUGAGGCAUCGUAUGGAACGCUCGAUCUUGGAGGUGCAUCGACUCAAUUAACCUUCGCAGCAAUAGAUGAGAAAACUCUAAAAAAAUUUAAGGAGGACAUUAAGACUGAUGAAGUGCUAGAACAAAAAUUUCGGCUAUUUACUAAAAGCUACAAAGAUAUGGGCCUGAAAGUAGCCAGAGUAAAAGUACUAGCUGCAAAUCCCAAAAGCAAGGAUGGUAAAUUUGUUACUGCCUGCUCCCCAUCUGGAGCAAAAUUUUCUUGGAAAGACUUUGGUGUGGAAAAUAAUGUGAGUAACCCUUCGGAUGAAAAAUAUGGAUUUGAGGAAUGUAUGAAGGAAGUAAAAAAUUACCCGAAAACGGAUAAGAUUGAGGAGUUGAAAGUUCGGAAAGCUUAUGCUUUCUCAUAUUAUUACGAUAUUGCUGUUGAUCUUCACCUUAUUGGUGCAAAAGGUGGAGAAAUCGAUAUACAGAAGUUUUAUGAUGCAGCAAAGAUAGAGUGCAAUAAACCUAAAAGAGAUCACGAUAUGUUAUGUUUUGAUUCCGUGUACAUUAUAAAUUUAUUGACUGAGGGUUUUGGAUUGGAUUUGCAAUCUAAAUUAACUAUUGGAAAGAAGAUAAACGAAUUUGAAUUAUGUUGGGCAUUAGGAGCUACUUUGGAAAUGUUAGGAGAGUAA